Molecule: messenger RNA, 1099 nt
Organism: Rhizophagus irregularis DAOM 181602=DAOM 197198
Lineage: Eukaryota; Fungi; Glomeromycota; Glomeromycetes; Glomerales; Glomeraceae
Source: RefSeq, a predicted model, not a curated record
AAUGGGUGAAAAAACUAAUAGUGGAUUUCAUUACACCUUUCAGGACUCAGGGAAUCAUAAUGCCGUUCAGGACUGUGGGUAUUAUGGUGACUCCACCAUUUUGUUGCCAAGUUCCCAUGAUAAUGGUGUGGGAUGUAGUGUGUUUGCUAUGGACACACUAUCUCAUGAUAAUGGGUUUCGAGGAUGGGAUGAACUAUCAAGACAAGAUAAGUUACCUUGGCAGAAUGCAAGUCAGCUUGAUCGACAAAAUCGAGAUGAUGGAAGUGGUGAGGUUUUUCUGCCCAUCAACAGUAAAUUUAACGAUUUCAGUGGAAGAAGGGGAGAUAAUAUGGUUUAUGUUCAGGGCAUCAAUUCGCAGUGGAAAACUAUUAGUCAAUGUAUACAACGACCAAUACCUAAUAGCAGCGAAGAGAAUAGCAACAAUACUGGUAUUCAAAUGGUUGCUUCAGCAUAUUCAGAUAGAAUUCGAGAUCUGUCUUUAUCUUUGGGGCAAUUGCUCCGAGUUGAUACCCUUGAGAGCAUUGCAUGGGAGCCAUGCCACCUUGUACUUCCAGACGAUCGACCUAAAAUUCAAAAAAAUGAGGAUAAUUCUUCCAUGUGGCAAGUGUUGGUGAGUGAUGAGAAGAAUGAAAUACAUGGGUACUGCAAUAAUUUUCACAUGGUAGUUGAAACCUUUAUGAAUCCAAACCGUUGCUAUAUUGCAAACUCACUCGGCUAUAAGCUUCACGAUAAAGAUCAAGAAGACUAUAUCAGUUAUAUAAAAGAAGAAUUUACUGGUUAUAUUAAGGAAGUUAAUAGGUAUGGCUUUGAUCAUAUCAUUAUCAUUGGAGAACUUCACUAUGGAAUGCUUUUUCUGGACUGCUUUGGUCGUGUAUUUAAUUUGGAUGGUAUGACAGAUGCAUUAUGGUUUCUUGGGGAUUACUUCAAAGGAGUGGAAAGAGUGGCAAAAGGACUUGCAACUGACCAGGUGCCAUGGAUCCUAAGACCUGAUGUAGGAAUUAUUGAAGAAAUUAAGAAUGGUAUGUGCAAAAUUUAUUAUUCAUUUAAAAAUGUUUAUGUAGAAAUUAAGGAUAGUAUAUGCAAAAUUUACUCAUUUUAA